CAACUUUCCCUGCUGCUUUGCUUUUCUAAAAUAGAAGUGUUGUCACAGUAAAAGAGGCUGACAUGUUAGAACAACCGAAACCCGAGCAAGGUUUCUGAUUAAAGGCUCACGUUUGCUUUGGCAGUUGGAUUUUGGGUGAAUCGAUAACCUGUGAGGACCAGCACGUUUUGGAAUAUCCAAGGCUUGGGAUAGUGUCAGAAUGGUGAGUCUCUAGAUGGUUAUACUAUACCACACACACAUGGUUUACAGGGUUAUUCAAUAAAGUGAUAAUUCAAAGUGAAUUUCAAAUUCAAGGCCAAAGCAGCUGAUCUGCAAAGAUUGAAAGCUAUGCUCCGAGUUUGGCUACUCUGGCCCUAAAUUUGAAUUUGUUUUUUUUCCAAGGGGAUUUUGUUCUGUGGCUGUGAUAAAAAUUUACAUGCUGGCAUCGCAAACUGAAACCUCCCCAGGCAAUAAGUCUGUGGAUGAAGUGGGGGUUGCCAGAUCAGCUGUGUAUCCUAUAACUUUUCAUGCUGAUGUGCAGUACAUGAAAAGGCUGCCCUUGAAUGUGGCAUUCAUAUGCAGGAUGGAACUCUAUUAACAAAUCAAUUAAACUGCCUCCUAUAGGGUUAAUACACUAAACUAGGAAUGGUCAGGAAUAGACCAGAAAUGUAAAAAAUUUUAGAUUUAAAAAAAAUAAUAAUAAAUACGGAAAAGAUUUUAUUUCACUGACUAUUUUAGCCAAGAACUGUUAAUGUCAUCAACUUCAUGGUUUAAUAAACUGAUUUAUGUCCUACAGCAUGUUUUAUUCUACACAAUACUUGGCAGCAUUAUUCAUGCUUUGCCAAAUAGUAUGCAAAAAAAAAAAUCUGUCUAGAAUAGCAUGUUGGCAACAUUAACUCCAGGUAGCAAGCCUAAUAAAGUAAUUAAAGUGUGAUUUGUCAGGAAUGCAAAUUAAGUUUCAUGUUUUUGGCCAAAAAGCUGAAUCCGGAAAAAAUGAAAACAAAUAUCCAAGUCAGCUCUGGUUCAUUUGUUGAACACUUCAUUUUAGCAAAUUAGGGCAUCAAUUUAAUAUUUUUCAGAAAACUUUUUAAAAAAUAUUUUUUUCAAAAUGUUAAAUAUAUAAAAUGAGUAUACCAUCUAUUAAUAUAUAUUAACUUGAUGCCCUAAUUUGCUAAAAUUGUGUUCAACAAUUUUCAUAUUUUUUUUUAAUUAACUUUUAAAAUGAAGUAUUUUCACAAAUAUUUCAAUAUUUUCAUAGUGAUUUUUAUUUAUUUAUUUCUUAUAGAGAUUAUAAUAUUUUAUAUUUAAAAGUUUUUAUAUAUUAAAAGUUUGUCCAAAAAUAUUAAAUUGAGGCCUAAAUCAGAAUGGCAAAACUAAGGGUUAAUGGCUAAGCAAAGGGGCUUUGAAUGAGUUGAAUUUUUCCAAAAAUUUCGCCUAUUCUGUGUUAAAUUUUUUUUAAACUUUUUUAUUUCUGAAUUAUCUGGGAUAUAAUCCUGUGAGAAUAAAGUUAGUUAAAAGAUAAGGCUUUAUUCCUCCUUGUUUUGUGUUUUGGCUCGCUGUGCAUGUCUUUUAUCAUAUUAUCUGCGUUUACAUAAGUCUAUUGUAAAUUAGAAUUACACUAUGACAAUGUAUCUAUUAACGUUCUCCUGACCAAUGAUGGUCACUCCCAUCAUGGCAAUCCAUUUCUUAGGGAUCCCAGUAAAAAAAUAAAAUAAAUAAAAGUAAUUGAAAUGAAUGCCUAAAGCAGAUUUUGGGAAAAAUCUUUCAGCAUAGAAAUUUUUCAUGUAGGUUAAAAUUUAAAAUAAAUCAUCUGCAAUAUUUAUCUAGCAUAGAUAUGGUUAUUGUACCUAUUUUUUAGUGUGGCCUUUAAUUCAGAGUUUAGUGAAUAAAUCCCAGUAUGUAUAAUCUGCUUCCUUGCUUCAGCAUCCGAUGGAAAGUUAUUCAAAAUGUCAUCUCACAGGUGAUUAUUACUAUUUACUCUGGCUGAAAAAUAUUAACAUUUCCAGGGCUUACUCACUAAACUGUGAAUUUGUGGGCUUUUAAUUUUAGGCAAAAUAGUAAAACUAAAAACAGUUUGUGUGGUUUUAUUUUUUUAUUUUUUUUUAUUUUGCUGAUGUUGUAUAAAAUGUGAAAUUCACUUCAGGUUUCUGACAAAUUCCACUUUCGCCUAAGAAUUCCUCAUAUUGCUGGGCAGCACUUUUAAUUUUGUGCCCAACAGAAAAUUAUUAUUAUUAUUAUUAUUAUUAUUAUUAUUCUUGUGUAACCUCCAUGGGUGGUAUAUAUGUUAUAUAGUGUGAGAGAUAUUUAUAUCUGAAUGUGAUCUGUAACACAAUCUGAAUGCAAACAUUCUUUUUAAAUGGUUCCUGUGUUGGUCUGUGAGAUUGAAGCACGAUAUCCAUUUAAUGUUUCAUGGUUGACGUGAUGCGGUGGUCCUUACGGUCGUGACACAUUUCCUAUUGCGACCUUCCUAAGUGGGGCCCUAUCUUCCUCUAAAGGAUGAGUUCAGUAACUGAUCAGAUGCAGUUCUGGGCUUAUUGGCUCUCUGUGUAGGAAAAAGAAAACUCAGUGGGUCGUAUGACAUCUUAAGGGUUGUGGUUAGUUUCACUGUGGACCAGGAAAUGGGGUUAUAAGUUGACGUGUAAGUCAACACACCCACACGUGUUGGUUUCAAUGUAUAGGUCACGGUCAGUUUUCCUGGUUUCACUGUUUGCCUUUUUAUUCCCUCUGAUUUCUUUCUACCCUCACUUCCAUCAUGGCGUGUCCCUUAAAGGUUGGAAUAAUAUGGUAUAACUGAUGCAGCCACAAGUCCCCUGUUGAGAAGUGGCAUGAGUUUCGUUAAUGGAUAUUAAACCCACACAUUGCCGAGUAUCCUUCUUCCCCGUGUAAGCUGCCACCUUUAAAUACAUUUCUGUCCGCAGUGACAUGAUUUGCUGGCUAAAUAAAGACUAUGGGGUUUAUUCACUAAAUACUGAAUUGCAGUGAAUUCAAAACCAAAGUACAAAUUGCAGUAAGUGUAACGAAGUUGGAUAUAUUUUCCAAAUCGGCUCUUUUAGUCUAAAUUACUGUUUAGUGAAUUAACAUAUGUAACUGCAGCCUUGCUUCUUGAUUCUAAAAGAGAAAUUGUUUAGCGCCACUAAGCUAAGCAGGGUCCCUCUCAUUGGCUUAAAUGUUUUAUCAGAGCACUAUGUCAAUCAGUAUGGCCCUGGAUCAACCAUGCUUAUUUUAAGGGAAAUAUCCAGCUUUUCCUGCAGGAAAAAACAAAAUGUGACAACUAUACCUCGGGAACCAAGAUAAAUUGUAAAACCAUUCUUAAACCGCUUUACUACUUUGUGGGGGGAUGAGGUAUGUAGUGGUUAUGGUUGUGAGUGUUUCUUUAAGGGAAUAUCCUCUAUCUUGAUGCUGUGGAUUGUAACUUUCAUGACUUGUUUAUCCAGGUUGCACUUGGCAUUUGCACGCUUUUUUCCCGAAAUUCUUGUUCUUGUGGUAAAUAGCUGCUGUAAGUACUCUAAGCCAUUUUAAACCCCUGUCUAAAUACUAUUCAGUAAGGGACAGAAAACAAUACAUAAUUAUGUUUUAUGAUGAUGUCUUCUUAGACUUUGAUAAAUUGGUAUCAUCCCAAAUACGCAUAAAAUAUCUAAUCUAACUAAGUGAAUGUGGGGUUCUAAAGGAACUCUGAAUCAAUUAUUAAGCUGUCUAUUGAGUAAUAGGUUUAUAAAAUAUUAACCUCUGACCUCACUAAACUUAUUCGAUCCAAAUUACAGUAUCAAUCUUUGUAGGGAAGCCUUGGUAUCUAAUAGUAUGACCAACAAUAAAUAUAAGUUCUUAUUUGGUGCCCAGGAUCCAAUGCUGAUAUUGCAUUACUUCCCUAACGUUCCGAAGAAUUUAACUAAUCCUCCCGGUAGACCAAUCAUUUCUUCCAUUGAUUCUGUUAAAGUACCAUUAUCAAAGUUGAUUGAUUUUUCAUCUUCAAAAGUGUUCAAAAAUGUUCAACAGGUGCCACCUGAUGUCAAGGACUGUACCCAUCUGUGGAUCCUAUUGAUGAAUUUUGAUUGGUGUAGUAGCUAUAGGUGGUUAAUGUCCUAUAAAAUGAAUUUUGGUUUUAAAAUAAUGAAAUUCUACCUAUGUAACAAUCCUUUACUACCCACAAGUCAAGCUGACCACCUGGUUAGUUUUAUUCAGUUUGGCUUUUUUACGUAUUUAUUUUUCUUUUAAUGAACAGUUUGUUUGUGUUUUUUUUUUUUUUUUAAAUACGAUGAAGGGGGGCUAGCUUUGCACCUUCUUAUCUUUCCACUGGCUACUUUUAAUUUUAUAUUUGGUAGGAUUAUCCAUGGAGGCACAAUCUAGUCUUCUAUUGCUGCUUCAUUAAUUGGAUGGUGGGGAACAGGACAUCAAAGAUUAUUUUAAUAAUUUUAUAUUGAAUUAAAUCUAAUAAAUUCAGCCUUUUGUUUACUCCGUGUCAGAAUACAGUUCCUGGACCUCCUUGCUUAGAGGUGAAAAUUCUCAGUUAGUUACAAAUACGUUUCAAAAGACCAUAUUGGCUAUAUGCAUUAUCAUAGUGAUAAUCACACCCAAUGGAUCAAUAACAUUCUGUAUGGUCAAUAUUUAUAGGCUUGCAUAUCUGAAUUUGAUAGAAAAAGCUUUAGUCCUAGCCAAUGGAGUACCAGAGAAAGAUUAUCCAGUUUGUUUAGUUAGAAAAGCUUAUGUUAAGACACAGAAUGAGUUGAGUUUUAUUUUAAUUUGUAAUGUAAUAACGAGGAACAAUGAGUUUCAAUCUGACCAUCUUAAUUUAAUUAUCAGAGAUUUAGGUAUAUUUGAACAAUUACCAGAAGAUACAUUAACCACUAAAAAGGAGGGAAAUGCAGUCUCAUCCAACAAUCCUAAUAAUAAAAUUAAAAUUAAGAACAAUAAGGUAAAAACUGGACAUUGAAUAGCAGGCAAGAACCUAACACCUGAUAAUAUGGGACCAGUAUUUGGGACGAAGUUUAACAUCCAAUAUGGAUGUAUUCUGGAUAUUUUAUACAAUAAUAUAUAUGUGAGAUAACAUUAAGUGGUCUUGCUAUGCAAGAACACUUAAAUAUUAAAAGGCUUCAGGGAAUGUAGCCUAAACAUGGUACAUUUAAAUGUGGGGCUUCUAAAUGGAAUACAUGUCGUUACAUUAAACAUGGAGUUGACUAUUGUGUAUCUAAUACUAUCCUUAACCCCUUAAGGACACAUGACGGAAAUAUUCCAUCAUGAUUCCUUUUUAUUUCAGAAGCUGUGUUCUUAAGGGGUUAAAAGGCAUUCUGCGACCCAAAUGAUCCCAUGCAACACUUUGUUUGUGGUCUAUCUCCUUACCUUCCUCUAUGCUACAAUAUGUCAGACAGACCUCGAGAUCCUUAAGAUGGAGUGAUCUACUUACAUGGGACGGUAAGAUAUCGGCCCGUUAUUAUUUAACUGUUAGUUUCUUAGUUCUGGCACUGUUUGUUUAGUGCUUACUGCUUUGGCUGGUCAUCUUGUGUACCACAAUCAUUCUAUGAACUGUAUAUCUGAUAUUUAAUGUUUUUAGUUAUUUGUUUCAUAAAUGUGUGUAUACUUGUUAUGCUUUGUUAAAAAAAAAAAAAAAUUAUUAUUUUGUUUUUUAUCAUUCAGUCACCUGUUUUUUGCACAGAAGAAGUGGCUUUUGUGUAUCACUAUAUUAUUUCUUAUUUACUAAUAGGUUAUUGAUUUUUUUUUUUUUUCUCCCUCUGGUGGUGUUAUCAAAAUAUAUAUAUAUUUUAUACUUGGUACUCUAACCAUUAUGUUUUGUUUAAGUAAACAUCUGCAUUAUUCAUUACUUGUUUCAAUGCCAUAUGUUUAGCCUUUUUCUCUCUUCAUUAAAGGGACACUAAAGUCACCAGAACAACUACAGCUUAUUGUAUUUGUUCUAGUGAGUUGCAUCAUUCCCUACAGGCAUUUUCAUGCAAACACUGUCUUUUCAAAGAAAAGUCAGUGUUUACAUUAAAGCCUAGGGACACCUCUAGUGGCCACUCCUCAGAUGGAUUCAAUGCAUCUCUAUGAGGAGAGGCUGAUUGGCCAGGGUGGUGUUUGGCCCUUCCCCCACCCUGCAUCAUUGACAAUCUAAGCCAAUCCAAUGCUUUCCCUGGGGGAAAUCAUUGGAUUAGCUGAUAUAAUCAAUCCUGAUGAUGUUGGCUAAAGAGGCAGAUUGGGUUGAGGCCAGCAAUAAGGUAACUUUUUUUUUAUACUUUCUGAGGGCACUAAGGCGGAGGGGGAAGAGGGGGGGAGGAGGGGAAGAGCGGGGGAGGGGGGGCAGGCAAGUCGCCUAAAUGGUGGUUUCAACAGUAGGGUCAGGAAUACAUAUUAUUGUUCCUGACCCUAUAGUGUUCCUUUUAAAGAUGAUUUCUUUUUUACCCCUGAUAUGUACAAUUUAGCUUGCUUCUUACAUCCCACAUUUAUUUAUGAGACCUGUUUUUGUUUAUCACCCAAAUCCACUGUGUCUCUAAUAAGUAAAUUUUAUAAUGCACUUAAUGUAUUUUCAGUACGUACAUUAUAUUCAUUACAUUGUUGUAUAACUGUCCCGUGUGUGUGUGUAUUAUUCCUCCCCUGUGUGUUUGUAUAUACAUAGUGUCACUGAAAUCAAUGUAUUCAGAAUGGUAUACCUGGCAGUAUUAAAAUAACUCUCCAGUGCCAGGAAAACAAGCACCCCUCCCUCCCUCCCAUCCCCUGUACCAUGUUGAUGAUGGGGUUAAAACCCCUUCAGUGACUUGCCUAAAUCCAGCGCCGAUGUCCCUUGGCGCUGGGUCAGGCUCCGACCACGCUGACAUCGGCGGGGGAGACUUAAUGCGCAUGCGCGGCAAUGCUUUCCUAUUGUGAUGCUGGGGGUCCUCAUGCAUAGCGUGAGGAUGUCCAGCAUCGUUUUAAAGCAGUUUUUGUGUUCAAAGAACCCGGAAGUCUCUCUAAUGGCUGUCUGAUAGACAGCCACUAGAGGAGGACUUCACACUGCAAGGUAAUUAUUGCAGUUUAUAAAAACUCCAAUAAUUACACUUGCAGAGUUAAGGGUGGUGGGAGUUAGCACCCAGACCACUCCAAUGGGCAGAAGUGGUCUGGGUGCCUGGAGUGUCCCUUUAACCAUAAGGCUGUGGGAUUUGUUCAUUAAAUACUGACUUACUCAAUUUUAGGACAACAUUUCAAACUUGUCACAGCUAGGCUAUUUUCGUCUGGGUUUUGCAACUCAAAUUUUAAUUUGCUACAAUUUUGUUUAGUGAAUAAACCCCUAACUUUUUUAGAGUUUGUUUGUUUAGAGUCUUAGAGACCGCUACCAGUCAGCCUUCUGCACAGGGGAAUUUAGGAAAUAACUUCUAUCCUUCUCUUUAACCCUAAGGAAUUCACUCUGCUAAUAGCUGUUCUGAUCUCAGAAUAUGAAUUUCCUAGUUAAAACAGUAGUGUGUUAUGUGACAUUAAAAACACUGAAUAGAGGUGUUUUCCAUCAUUAAACGUCAUGUUUUGCCUUUAAAUGACUGAAUGAAAUGCUUUGAUUUAAGGGUUACUGCAACCAUUGCUUUUAGAAGUGGUCAUGGUGGGAGGAAUCUGUUUGUUCAGCGUUUCUGCUUGAAACAAUGUACAUACAGAGAUAUUUGCACUUUUAUGCAGGGGGCAAGCUGCACCCCUGACACGUGACUUAGGCAGCUCAGAACUCCGUAACUAAUCCAGGCUUAUUGUUAGCAGUCUUUUUGUUGAACAAAAAUGUUCAUCACAGUCAGAAAAAGGUGUGUCCUGGUUAUUCUAAUGAGCUAUAAUUACACUAAUCCCCCUUUAACGUCAUAUGCUAUAUUAUUGAGUAUUUUGUCACCCAGAUGCCCAGGCAAUAUGCAGAUUUCAUUUGUGUACUAAACGCUAGAACCAAAUUUUAAUAUCAAGGUUAAAAUAGCCAAGCUUUAACUAUACCAGUGUUGAAGAAAUAUGUACACCUUUUUAUUUAGUUGUCUUUGUUAAGCAGUGCUUUCCCCAAAUUUUUCAGUUAUGUUUUUAAUUUAUUGUAGUUGCAGCAGACUUAAGCUAUGUAUUAAUAUUGUAAAACGCUACGGAAUCUGUUGGCGCUACAUAAAUGGUGAUUAAUAAUGAUCAGAGUAAAUUUAAUUAUGUGUAAAGAAACCGGCAUAGGUGCUCACUAUAAUCCAUCAAUAAGAAUGGGCUGCAGUAGAUCAGCAAGGUUUCUCAAGCUUUGCGAACGGUGCAAAUUGUGGAAAAAACAGGAAUGAUCUACCACGCCAAAAUUAAUUGUUUGCGUCUGACAGAUGUCUUUAAAAAAAAAAAAAAAGUUUAUUUAUAUAUAUAUAUAUAUAUAUAUAUAUAUAUAUAUACCAUUUUGAAAAAGCCUUAAAGGUGAAAUGCGUUAAUGGUUUUAAAUUGUGUAUUUUAAACAAUAAAAGUCUUUUUGGUUACCCUUUUAUAGGACCAAUUUUCAUUUUAUUGGAUUUUAUAUGCACUUUUUAUUAUUUUUCUUCCUGGCACUUUUUUGUAUCCUGACUCAAGAAAUCCUAGGUGGGGAUCAUUCCACCAACGCUGUAUUGAUAGAGCAGUACCUCCUGCUCUACACUUGUGAGUAUAUUUUAUUUCUCUGUCCUUAUAUACUGAGAGCACUAUUGCUGUCUUUUUUAUUUUGGAGCACUGAUUCUACCAGGCCGGAGUGACGGACGUACCUCUCCAGUAUAUCUUUUAGCGGGGAUUAUACCGCUACACGCCCUUCACCCCAGAGCUGGUUAAAGCUCUCACAAAUGUGAGUGUAUUACCUUCCUUUUAUCUAUUUUACCAUUGGAUUUUACAAUAUUACGCUAUCGUCUGUUUGUCGUAUUCUCCCUCUUUUUGUCUCCACAUGGACGGAUCAACUCCUGAGGACUGUACCCCUACCCUAUCCAACGUAUUAUUGAGACUUUUAUAUGACUUUUUAACCUUCUUAAUUUUUCAUUAUCUGGACUGAUCUACUUUGUUGUUUUAAGUGAGAUUUAUCCCUCACUGUUUCCUAUCACGUAUAUAGGUUGGUGAGCUUUGAAGUUGAUGUUUAGUGAGUGUGCUGGAUCUUGCGUGAAUACAAUUAGAUCAAUCAUUUUGCAGUUCUGUUUUUUUAAUUUAUUGUAUCAGAAUCAGACCCUUAGUGUCUGAUUCUAAGAGGACUUUCUUUGAAUCUGAAUGUUUGCUACCUGUCUGUAUAUUUCUUUUGUGAUCCUGGUGUCCUGUUUGUCUGAUAGAGGCAAUGCUUUGAUACCAAGCCUAGCUAUUUGGACACACCCGUGGUCUGUAGCGUGUCUAACCACAUUUCGAGAGAAUAGGAAAGGUUGGGCAAUGAAGAGACCUAAACUAUAAAAAGCAAAUGGGAGGCUGGUGUGACAAUGAAAGGGGAAUCGAGAGGGAAAAUGUCAAAAUCGAGUUAAGAGGACAUUGUUAGUAUGUAAUAUGUGCAAUGAGGAAAAGGCCGGGAGUUCAUGUCACGUAAAGGAAAUAACUCAAUCACUUUUGCAUCGGUUUAUUUAUGAAAGUGUCAAUUGUGGUAAAUUCAAAGUGAGUUUCUCAAUUUAAGCCAAAAUGGCUAAAUUGGAGAGAAAAAAGUCUUAAUCACCUCCAUUUUUGGGCCCAAAAUAAGAGACUUCAAAUGAGAGCGAGAAUGAGUAUAUUGAUAUGCUGAGCUUGCCAGACCAUCAGAACCGUUCAAAUAUUGAAUGUCUUAAUGUAGAAAUGGAACCUGUGAGGUCUAAAUGGUAAAUGGUUGACUCCGAAGUAGGGGUUGGUGUCUGCAGCCUACUAGCACCAACACAAUAGUACCAGGAGAAACGUUCAUACUGUGCAUGGCAUAUCGUUCAAUUGUUCCUAAUAAGUUGGAGAGGAGGGUGCAUGGCAGCCAUAAUGGACAACAUUCAGUGUUUAUCAGAACUAUAACCCUUUACAAACUUGUCACACUAUUAAAAAAAUCACCAUGAUGCCUGUGUUGGCAGGAUACCCAAUUUUAAAAGGGCACUACAAACUGCUAAAGCUCUUGAGCUUGCUUAGUGAAUUGUGUGAAGAGCUGCCUUCUAUAAUGGAUAUUGUAUAUGCUGCAAGAUUCUUGAUGGACUUAUCUCCUGAUUUACUACCUGCAGCAUUUGACUUCUACAUAAGGCAGGGCAGCACUUUCCCUGUUACAUAUCAAUUUAGAUAAAUGAUAUGUGUCCUGGAAACAUAUGGUCGCUUUGGUAUCCCUAGCCAGUGGCGUACACACAACCCAUGGGGCCCCGGUGCGAAAACUGAUCCGUGCCCUCCCCCCCCUGCACUUACUCUGCGCGGGCCAGGGCCGUCACCUGGUCACAGGGCUGCAUAUCUACGCCAGUGCAUGCAAAUACACAUACACUUAAAGUACCACUACAGACACCCAGAUCACAUCAGCUCAAUGAAGUGGUCUGGGUGCCAGGCCCCUCUAGUUUUAACCCUGCAGCUGAAAACAUAGCAGUUUCAGAGAAACUGCUAUGUUUCACUGAGGGUUAAUCCAGCCUCUAGUGGCUGUCUCAUUGACAGCCGCUAGAGGAGCUUCCGCGAUUCUCACUGUGAAAAUCACGGUGAGAAGACGCUGAAUGUCCAUAGGAAAGCAUUGAGUAAUGCUUUCCUAUGGGCGGUUUGAAAGCGCGCGCAGCUCUUCCCGUGCAUGCACAUUCGGGGCGGAGUCCGGCGCUGGAGAAAGGUAAGUGCUGAAGAUACACACUAGCUAACAGACGCACAUUUACUGACAGACUCAGUGACAGACAUACAUACACAUAUACACACUCACUUACAAAACACACACUCCCUAACAGACACCAAACAGACUCACUAACAGAUGCACAGUAACACACAAACUAACACACACACUGACACAGAAACUAACACACACUCUAACACUAACACAUACACUCUAACACACACACAUGUAUUUUAUUUUAUUUUUAUUUAAUCCCCCAGCCUCCCUACUGGGGUCCAGUGGUGUUACUGGGCGGCCGGUCACCGGGUUGGCUGGCUGGCAGGCUUGCGAGGGCGAACUCUCCCCUGAGUGCUCUCUGCCCAGCUCCCUUGCACGCCGCGUACUGAUGACGGAACCGGAAUAUGACCCUGGCGUGCAUACCGGGUCGCAGGAUGGCCGGACCCCCUGGUGGGCUGGGCCCAGUCGCCGCUGUGACCCCCUGCGAUGCCAGUAUGUACGUCACUGUCCCUAGCUAAACUCAAGAGGCAGCAACUGCUCAAUGCACAUGCCUAGCAAAUACUUCUCAUUGAACUGCAUUAGGAAGUCUGUGAUUGGACAGCCACAGAAAGUCUGGGCGGGGUUAGAAGGGGAGGGCUGGCAAAGGAAACAGAUAAGAUCUGCAGAUCUUGUAAACUGUUUUUAAAUGCAUUGUCUGUGGAUACUGAGCAAGACCCAAAUCUAAAACACAACUAUGUGUUCUCUCUGAAUGGCCAAAAAUGUAAUCCCCAACUAUUACAGAAAAACUUUCAGCAAGCAAAGGAUCGUGUGAGGUGUUGUCCUUAAGGUGACUGACAUCUGGCCAUUUUUAUUCUAGAUUAUGUUGAGUUCUUCAAAACAAUAUUUAAUCGUUUUUAAAUAUUGGCAUCAAUAUUUCUUUAAAUGCAGGUUAUCUAAACUGCAUCUUGACACAAACUUUGUGUGUUCAGAGAUGUUGCAGCAAUGGAUAAAAAUGCAACCAGAGAGAUACAUCCAGGGCUAAUAUGCAACCAAAAAGAGAUGCAUCCAGGGCUUCUUUUUGUUUCUGAAGAAGCCCUUCACAUGAAAUCGCACAGUCGAGUAAUCAACCUCUAUAUAGGGACUUCCAGCCCUCUUAAGAAGCCACUCAUCCUUCCAACUUAAACCUUCUUACAAUUCUUCAUUCAUUAGUUCAGCUAGAUACAGGUUUGAUACCAUGAUGAUAGAUCGGAAUUGGUUAGUGGGUAAUUUCCAGGGACCCUAAAUGUCACAUCCCAGGGUUUUAUCCAUCAUGUCAACUUAUGUCAUUCACUAGUGGCCUUAACUUUAUGCUUUGCACUUCAUAACAAUGUUAUGCCUUUAGGAUUCAGACCAUUUAUCUGACAUUGUAUUGCACACCUAAUAAAAAAAUAAGAAACGAUCCAAAGGCACACCACGGUUUUGCACAUAAAGAGUAUUUAUUCAUGCAUAGAAAAUACAAUAAGACCUCAUUAUAGCAGAGAGAAAGUGCAUAGUAUAGUGCUAAACCAGUAUAUAGUACCAAAACCACAAUGUAAGUAAAGUGCUAAAUGCAAAAACCCAUUAUAAAAGGUAUACUGACCAAGAGCAGGAGAAAUGAAACCCCCCAACGUUUCGGCUGUGAAGCCUUCCUCUGAGGUUCCAUUUCUCCUGCUCUUGGUCAGUAUACCUUUUUAAUGGGUUUUUGCAUUUACCACUUUACUUACAUUGUGGUUUUGGUACUAUAUAUUAUGCACUUUCUCUCUGCUAUAGUGAUGUCUUAUUGUAUUUUCUAUGCAUGAAUAAAUACUCCUUUUUAUGUGCAAAACCAUGGUGUGCCUUGGGAUCAUUUCUUAUUUUUUUUUUAUUACAUGUAUAUAUCUGUUAUGGGAACAGAUUCUCUUCCUUUAAGAGCACCCUGUACCUUCUAAACCACACACUUAUUACAUAUUUUUCAGUAGAGUUUUUUUUUUUUUUUCUGUAACUUUGUGUUUGUAUAUUGUAUUGCACACCUACCUGUCUUGUUGGUGAAUAGUACCGUUGCUUCUGCUGUAUAAAAAAAGUCCUUUCUGUUUACGAAUCUGCAGGUAAGUGAUCAAGGUCCUCAUUCCUUCAAGAUGGGUGCAUUUCUGGCUUCUAUCUCGAACAGGGCAACGCCUAAAUGAUGCUCUUCAAAAUGAUAUUUCUCCUGCACACAGGAGAUACUGCGAUUUGUAUACAUUGUUUCUUGGCAACCUUGGUUUAACAAAUCUCUCCUUCCUAGACUUGGUACAAGUUCCCCUGAGACAUUUUAAUACUCACAGCUGACAUCUGGAUACAUUCUCUGUUCUGAUUAAUUGUGUUCUUAGAAGAAAAUGGUAAACAUAUAUUGAGUCAAUUUCAAUACUAUAUUAUUUUAUACAAAAUUAUUUUCUACAAAAGCAGCAUAAAUCAUCAGUAAAAUCUCACCCCAGCAAUUAUAGCUUUUAAUAGUGAAUAUGAAAUGGUGUGUGUGUGUGGUUUUAUUUAUUUUGUUUUUUCAGAAUAAUCUGUAAAAUGUAUUCUCUAAAAGGUCGCAAUGAAAAAAAAAUUAAAAAAAUAAAAAUUGGGAUUAGCUUUUCAAAUGAUUUAAUAAUUUUGGAUACAAUUUUAAAUUAUUAAUUUAAAAAAAAAGUAUCCUAAAAUAUUAAAUCAAUGUCAUAAUUGGCUUUCUUAUAACUGAAAGGCCUGUCUAAUCAGACCAUUAUUCCAGGCCUAAUGCUUUAGAGAACUGAACGUUACAAUGGACGUGCAGACCUAAUAUCUGGAACCUCUUCGUCUAUUGAUUUGCUUGGAUGAGAAAGUACUAUUGAGACUCCUUCAGGAGAAAAUCACUACAUAAAAAUUAAAUUAACUUUUUCAAUCUUUUGUGUUUCUGGCCAUUCUAUAUGUGGAAUAUAGAAAAUUAAAGCCUCUUGCAAAUAAUCCGAACAAAUAAAUGGUACUUAUUGCUUAAAGAGUGUCACCGUUUUUUAGAAUAUCAACAUUUGUACUGACUAAUGCCAAUACUGGAUACAUUUAAUACACUCACAAAGGUGCUAUAACUUUGUCAUCCUCUGCCCAAAAUGUACUGAAAAUCACUUCACUUACAUGGCACUAAUAGAAUGAGACCCCCACUUACCUCGCCUGUGUUCUGUGUAUCGAUGUACGAUGGGGAAAUGGGGAUAAAUGUAUGGAAUCACCUCUUAUGUACAUCAAGGCUUAUCUUAUAACUGUAACAUUUGUCUUUUUUUUUUUUUUGCUGGGUUUAUUUUUUUUUUAUUUAUUCUUUUUAUAAAUUGGGAAACCAUAAUUAUGUUCAGUUUGUUAGCUUCAAAACAUAUGGAUGUAUCCAAGGACCUUCUCUUUUUCUGUUUCUGCAGAGUGCUGAGGUGGAGGAAGCUGAUGCUGUAUCUCCUCUGAACAGAUCUUCAGGUAAGAACAAGUGAUUAAAUCAAAGGCAGAGAUAAUAAAGCCCUCAUUGUCUCCAGUCAUUGUAAGGGUGUUAACCUGACUGUUCUAUAGUUGUAUUUUGCUUUCAUACAAUGGGCCGAUUCAAGCUUUAAUUGUUCACUUGAUUGAUCAAUGCAGGCACCUGAGCAAAUCCUUCUGAAUAACAAUGGACACUUUUAUCCUGUGGUUCGUAGCAAAUUAGGACAAAUGAAAACUCCUUGACCAAAGUGAUCGUCUUAAUGCUCUCUAUUCAGGAUGUUCUAUACGUAGUUGAUGUUUGAUUGUGUAACAUACUCUUAUUUACUUUAAGAUGCCAAGAUCUAAAAUAGUAGUGUGCUAAUAAUCAGAGACGGAAUGGAGAAGAGGAAAAACCAUGUUAAUGAAAGUGGAAUGGUAGAUGUUUGGAAGAGGACUGUAGUUACGGACAUUUAAAAAAAACAUAAUUUUUUGUUACAUGAGAGGAUAAGGCUAGGCCUAUCAUGGAUCAUCUUAUCGGGGUAAAUUGUGUUGAAAGAAUAUUGAAAAAUUGAUACCUAGAAGCAAACUUGAUCAGGCUUUAGAACAAGGUUUUGUAAGCGGUAGAUAUGUGAAAAUGACAAACUGAUUUGAGUUUUAUAGAACGCACACAUGAUGCAAAGUAAUGUAAAAACACUAAACUUUGAGAGAUACUACUCUCCCUACAUAACCACUUGUCAUGUUGACUCGGUAGGAUGCUGGACUGUAGUAAAUUUCCUACGAACGUGCCUUAAUCUUGUUCCUGGAAUAUUUGGCAAGGUCUGUAAUCAUUAACAUGGAAUUCAAAAGGAAGAAAAAUAAGAAAUGUUGUGGUUGGUCAUGAAAGUUGUAGGACUGAUUGAUUAAACUGUUGUAACCAAGCCAGGAACACUGAGAAAGCUUGGUAAAUGGGGAUUAGGGAGUAAAGUCAGGGAGCACCCCUUGAUCCUCUUAACCCAACUUCAAUGUGUGGGUUAGCAUACUGUUCCACUCCUCUGCACUUAAGAGGCUGCGGUAGUAAGUACCAUCAUCUUCAGACAUGCUGAACUGUCCACAGGGUCCUCAUCCCUCACGGCCGUCUUUGCUGAAUUUAACAGGUGUAUUAUACGCUGUAAUUGCUAUAUAUUAUGCACUGUGCUGCCAUUGCAUCAUCGUGACCAGAGUUUUAACAACCUCGCUCUUCUAUUAAUGAAGCACCAUUACCAUACUUCUCACCAUGACCAUGAGGAGAUGGGGUCCUGCGGUGUUUUUUUUUUUUUUUUUUUUAUUUAAUGGCUCUUUGCUGAUUGCAAAUCAACUUCCACAAAAAAUGAAGAUUUUGAAAAAAAUGCCCUCAAGGCAUGUUGUAAGAGAAGGCUCACAAAAUAGUUUUAUUAACUUUUUGGUUUGUGUUUUUUUGAUUAAAAACUCUGCAGAGAUUUUGUUCUGCAUAAAAUAAAAAAAAUACCUUGAUUUAAAGGCCAUAUAAAAAAUAUUUCAUGAAAAUAAGUCUAACUCCCAAUCACCAUAAAUGUAUGACUAAAACCCAUUAGUUUUUAAUUCCAUACUCCUAGCAUGGUCCACCAGUCAAGCACCUCAAAACUAAAUAAGGUUUUGGGGGUGUUUUUUUUUAUUAUUUAUUUAUUUAUUUAUUUAUUUAUUUUUUUGUGGUGUGAGUUGACUUAUUUUUGGUCCAACUGGAAAAAAUUUAAUCUGUCCCUGUCUCCGCAUUCCCUCCUGAUGUGAGGGGUCUGUUCCAAAAAAUGGUAAUUAUCAGCAGAGUUUUGAAGUCACACUACACUUCAUCAGUCCAAUUCACCAUCCCUUUUUUUUAUUAUUAUUGCCAUUUAUAUAGCGCCAACAGAUUCCGUAGUGCUUUACAAUAUUAUGAGGGGGGGGGGGGAUUUAACUAUAAUUAGGACAAUUACAAGAAAACUUACAGGAACGAUGGGUUGAAGAGGACCCUGCUCAAACGAGCUUACAGUCUUUUUGACCACUAUCCACUACAGUCUUAUUAAUUCUGUCAGUUCUUAUGAUCACCAGAUACAUUGUUUGUCCCUCAUUUUCCUGGUAUUUGUGGCAUUCAUUGUAGUAGUGAAGAGGCAUUUGCGAUUCUUAAAACGCAUGGUCUAAAUCAGUAGAUUUACCAAAAAUUUUUUCCUGGCGAUAUACCUUUUGGGCACCCCUGGUCUAAAUUCUCUUUAUUGAUAAGACCGUGAGCAUCACAGGAGUCAGUCUAUAAGAAAUAGAAAGCCAUACAGUGACUCUUUAUGCAGGGGAGUUAGUUGGACUGCCUUUGAUUGUAAAGCGUAUUUAAAUAUUUACAAGACAUUUUACCUUAAAAGACACAGAAUGGCAAUAUUACUCAUUGUAUGUUUCACGUUCGUGCCUCUUCUAUGACCUCAUGGCUGCGUCUAAGAUCAGUCCUUGUCUGCUUGAGGUAAAUUUUAUGGAUUAGCUAAAAAACUGCAUUUCAACAAAAUUAUUCAGCACAUUAUUCUGCUUUAAAUUGCAAUGAAGCCAGGAUACACAUUUUAUUCUUCACAUACACACACACACACAAAAAAAAAGAUUUUGGAUCUUAAAAUAUCACUCAAAGUGACAUUUUUAUUGAUCUAUAAACACCACAUGUAUCAUUACAAUACUUUUGUAUGGGUGAUAAAGUGUAAUAAUGUUAAAAGAUUGCUAUAGUGUCAGGAAAACAAAGCGAUUUUCCUGACACUAUAGUGCCCUGAGGGUGCCCCCACCCUCCGGGUCCCCCUCCCGUGGUGAUGAAGGGGUUAAAACCCCUUCAGCAGCUUACCUUAUUCCAGCGCCGGGCUCCCUCGGCGCUGGUGACCCCUCCUCCCCCCCUGCCGACGUCAGCGGAGCCGUCCGACGUCACAAGUGCCACGUGCGCAUUCAAGCUGUCAGUAGGAAAGCAUUUCUCAAUGCUUUCCUAUAGACACUCUGCACGAUGGAGGCAUAAUAUGCACCGGAAGACAGCCACCAGAGGCUGGCUUAACCCCAAAUUUAAACAUAGCAGUUUUUAUGAAACUGCUAUGUUUGCAUCUGAAGGGUUAAAACCUGAGGGACAUGGCACCCAGACCACUUCAUUGAGCUGAAGUGGUCUGGGUGACUAUAGUGUACCUUUUAACUUCUAUACACUCUCCUAGAUCUCCACACUCAUGGUAUGCUAAAUUCAGCGUUACUCAGCUGGCUCCAGAUAAUAGGUAGUAUAUUCCUACUGCUAAUUCUAGGAGCAUUUGUGCAGUGUUACAUUAUUUCUAUUUAAAAAAAAAUUUAUUGUGGUUUUUUAAAAAAAAUAUUUUCUUCCGGCUCCAGAUAAUUUUUAGUGUUGGCUCUGGGCCGGAGGUAAUUUGGAUUGAAACAAUACAAUUGUAUGUGUCCCUUCUCGACAGUUCCAAUUUAUGUACUUUAAGUUAAUAAUAACCUUUUUAAAGUGAACUUUCCUGCUACAUUUAAUUUUACAGGUAAUUUUUGCGGAACAUCUGCAGUGAGACCUCUUGAGAUGUACAACUGCCCCAUUUGCAGUUCUGAGCAACCAUGCUUGAUGUUUUAUAGGUGGCAGUUUUUAUGUUUUCUCGAUGUAGUUCUAGUGUGAGCAUGUGUAUUCGUGGUUUUUAUUGUUGUCCCUGGAGAUGUCUGCCACUCAAAACUCAUUUUAGCCUCAUACUGCCAGUCAGAGCAGGGUGACGAGUCCUAAUUCUUGGAACUUCCGUGUUUAAAUCUACGAUUACAGUCCAGAUGGAAUUAUUGGCAUUUAUAUAAACUUACAAGUGUUCAAAAAAAAAGAAAACAAUCUAAACACUGGACACAAUCCAUGUUGAUGUUAUAAGAUGGUGUAUUGUGGUUGCAGGACAGUCCUGUUCAGAUAGGAUAUAUAUCCUAUUUUUUUUUGCAUACAUUUGCUUUGAUAAAUACUUUGGGGGUUCAUCUUUGAUACAUUUUGAAGGAGUGUCAGAUCAGUGUCACCUGACUCAGGUUCUCUGUAAUCCUGCCUGCUUGGUUUGCAUCGGGUAUUUUUACAAUGGCGAGUGUAGUGAAAUGUCGUACUCUGGUGCACUCGGUUCUGAGGUCUGGUAAAUCUCAAAGACACUAAGGUUACAGAUUUUUUUUUUUUUUUGAAAAGUGAUACAACUGAAUUUUUUUUAAAAGCAUUGUUUGUAAGACUCCCCGAGUCCCCAUGUGUGUAUUGAUGGAGUUGUCAUGCUGUUAAUUUCAAGUAAUACGAUUGAAAAUUAACUACUUUCCCUUACUAUUCCAGCCCCUAUUGGGGAAACCCCAAAUGCUCCUCUACCAGCAAGAGCCACAGAACCUGCUGCUCCUGCACACAGAAUCACGGCUCCAAAUACCCGGCCAGGAGUACCCAUCCGGGCACCUAGAGCAGCCAAUGGAGCUUUACGACCUCCUGCAUCCAGGAAUGCUGGGCCUACACGCACUCCUGGGCCGGUUCGAGGUGUUCCCAGACCUACAUCUUCAGGGACUCUUAAUGUGAUUUACAAGAGAGGCAAAAUCUCCGUCCUCAGAAGAUACUGUGUCCCCAUUACAACCACAGUACUGGUCUUGGCUUCCCUUGUGGUCAUCGCCAUUCUGAGUGAGUAGACCAUAAAUGGGUUUGAAGUUUUAUAUUGAAGUGCAUGUUACUGCAGCAAUCUUUAUUUUAUUUGAACAGCAUGAAAACACGAGAGUAAAGUUCAUGUUCUAUAAAGUUUUAACCCACACAGGUCUUCAAGCUGAGAUCUUUACACAUUGUCCAUUGAUGUGCCACACUGUCUGGUUUUGUUACGUUAUCAAGCAAAAUCCUGGAAAUCUUGGUCCAUUGAUACUUAUUACACACUCACAUUUAUAACAAAUGUAUGUGAUCCUGACUAUUAUGCCGAUUUCCCAGCAUUUAUGGCAUAGGGACACACAAGCAAUGACAAACCGAUUUUUCCUUACCUGGUGCCGGUGUUUCCUCAAGGAAGUGGACAGCUAAUGUGUAGUGUCCAGACGUGUCUUGUCUAGAGGAAAUGGACCCCUUAUAUUUAUUCUAAAUAAUAAAAAUAAAACCUAUUUUUUUUUUUUUUUUUAUUGUAAAAUCUUAAAAAUAUUGUUUUUAACAAAUUUGAAGAGCUUAUCCAAAAAUAUUAAACUGAGGAUAUAGUUGGAUGGGUAACAUCAAUCAAACUAAUGGCAAUAAUGCUCAGAUUCCAAGCACAAUAGUCCUACGAAACAUAAAAAUCAGCUUUACAAUAUGAGCAGGUGUCUGACACUUUCCCAUUAAGCAUUGAUAUAAUCUAAUAAUUCACUUAGUAAUGUUCAACAAAAACAUUCUCCGUUUAAUGUGAUUUAAUGGAUAAAAGGACUUAUUUUAUUUAUGUAUAUGCUUUCUUUUUGAGAGCUUAGUAUGAUGUAUCAAAUUCUUUUUAGAAUGCUUGUUUUUGAGUGGAGUACCAACAUUCCAGUUUUCCUUUCCUUCACAGUUAAGGUGGUCUUGGAUAAUUACUAUUUCUUCUGCCUCAAAUCAUUCAAGUUUGUCUCGUUGGACAAAUUGUGCGAUGGGAUCCAAGACUGCACUGGUGGGGAAGAUGAAAUCCGGUGUGUGAAACACGUUGGGAUCAAUUCAACCCCCAUAGGUGAGCAUUACCAGUUGUUUAUCAUUGCCACCGCAGUGACUUGUGAAAUCCUUGUAACUUCAUGAAACCACAAGGCACAAUUAAAGAUGACCGAGUAUAUUUUGUGUUGUAGUUAGGUUCUCGGAGCAGUUCUCAGCCCUGCAGGUCCAGGUGAGAUCGACCCAAACAUGGAGCUGGGUUUGCUCAGACAACUUUGACAACAGCAAAGCAAAGGCGGUUUGUGCACAGAUUGGAUAUUCAAGGUAUGUACCCCAAACCUAAAGCUCUUCUAUUAGGAAUUCUUGGUUUUAGAAUAGGUAAGGGUCUGCUGAGAUAAUUUUAAUUUACCAAACCAUGGAAUGUGUGUGUGUGUGGGUCCCUCCCACCACCUCUCCACCCUCAAAAGGGCUGCUCUCACCUAAAAAUGCAUACAUUUUAAAGGCAUUGAAAUUCAGAGAACUCACAGGAUACAUCACACUCCCUCAUUCACUAAACGGCAAUUUCACAAAAUGUAAUAGUUUUAUAAUAUUUACAUGUUCAGGUGAAUGAAACCCUCUCGGAUAGGUAGGUGUGUGUGUGUGUGUGUGUGUGUGUGUGCAGGCCAAAUCUAUAUAUUUACUAUUAACAAACAAACCUGCAUUUCAGUGCUGAUAAGGUACCCCCUCCAAUGAUGUCACAACCUUUAUUUGCCAGUAGCAGGAUGUAGGGAAAACAAGGGCUUAAAGGGUGGCAUGUGGGGGAUGCCACCAUCCUGUGCGUACGGACGACAGAUCUCCAGUAUGCACAUCAUUUAUGAGCCAGCCACAAACUCUUGUUACACCUCUAUCAGCAUGAGUGUUAAACUCUGUAUGUUUAGCGUUCUUAUGAAACUCCAGACUCUGGGCACAAUAACCAUUUAAAAUCAAUGAAGUGGUCAUAGUGCUUAGCAUUACCCAUUAAGGAAAAAUAAAAGCCAUCUUGGGAAUCUGGAGAUCUCUUGAUAAAUUAAGAUGGUGUUUUCUCCUUGAGGGUAGGGUAAGUGUGUUGGGUUGGACUUGGGGUGCUGUAGAUGUUAAAAGAACACUAAUAUAGCUUUCGGAAUAACAACCCUACUCAUAUUCAAGUCCUCCCACUCCCUCGCCCGUGCAUUAAAAUGAAAGGUUUACACACCUUUUUCCAUUAUUGAGGCGUAUAUGGGAGUAUUUGUCCCACGAUGUCACUGAGAAAGCAUUGCCUUCACCGACUAUGGAAAAUUCAGUGCUAAAUACAGAGAAGCGUUAGGAACCUAGGACCCGGAAACUUUUCCGUAGGAAAGCAAUGAAUGAAGGCUUUUCUAUGGGGCUUCCAUGUUUUGCUUCCAUAUUGACUGCCACUAGAAUCAUAGGCAUGCGCAACCUAUUGCAUAAGGGUGUGCACCCUAACACACGCCGCCGCCGUGGCACAAACACACACCGCCGUGGCAACGCACCGACCUCGCAAGAUGAACCCUGCGGAGCUGCUGGCAAGAGCCUCUGGGGUCCUCUCCUGCCUCCCUCCCUGCCUGUGGGCCAGUGAGGGAGAUUUCUUAUCUCCCUCACUGGCCCAUGGAGGCACACAGCGCAAGCUGUCGGGAUUAGGGUGUGCCCAGGCACACCCCAUGCGGACACCUAUGACUAGAAGAGGACUUAACCCUGCAAUUUAAACCUCGCAGUUUCUCAAAAACUGGUAUGUUUUACAUUUCACAAAUAAAGGGCCAUUGCUCCCUGGCCACUAUAUUGAGAUAAUGUGUUCCGGGUGACUACAUUAUCCCUUGUGAAAUGGUGGCAGCUCCCAAUGAGACAACAAAAAAAAUGUUCUGAGAUUUCAGAAUCCAAACCACCAAGAGAGAUGAUUUCCGUGUUUAAAAGAGGGGGUUUAUUCACUAAACCAAAUGCAAACUAUAGAUAUAAAUGGCAAAUUUGUAAAACCUUUUCAAUUCCACCAUAAUCACAGUUUAGUUGUUUUUUAGUUUAGGAAUUCCAUUUUCACUAAAGUCUGGUGCUCGACCCAUUAAGAACUCAGGGCGUUCUAUGCCGUCCUUAAGGAAGCGACUCUAAACUCCACAGGGCGGCAUAGAACGUCCCUGCCAUCCUAUGUACUUACACGGUCGCCGGCAAUCCCAUGCCAGUGAUCACGGUAUGGGGACUUACCUGGGAGCCCAGGGAGUCCCCCUCCUUCCUCUUCGGCCCCUGUGGGCCAUGUGAUCGCGAGGUCCUUGUGAGGACCUCACGAUCACAUGGACGGCAUGGUGUCUUAAACUCUAAUAAUAUAUAUUUUUAAAAAUACGUUAUAAUAACCUUAUACAUAAUAUAACAAAUUCCUUAAGACUAAAAAUAAUAUGCAGAGUGUUUUUAUUUUAUAUUUGGGAGUGGGACAUCCAACAUGCGCUGAAAUUUGGUUUGUUCUGAUCAGCUCCUAGCUGGCGAGGAGUGUACGAUUAUGCAAAGAUACCGUAUGUUUUAAUUUCCCUUAUCUAGGAAGCAAAAGAAGAUAAACUAUACUUUGUUCCCUAAAACAUUAAGUGUCUGCUGCCAUCUAGUGGAAGAACUUCAUAUUCUGUAGUCUUUAGAGUUAUUAUCAUGUUGAAUGCAUUGCAAGUAUACGAUAAAUAUAAGAAGAAACAAAAGUAGAGUAUUCUGACUCUUGUCUACACUGAGGUCUGGAUUCAUAAUCUUAAUAGAUAGAAAUGAAAAUGGACAAAGAAAUGUGAAGAAAUAUUCUCUAUCUUUGUGUGCAUUCCCAAAUAGGAUAAAACAUUUUUUUAAAUUUUUUUUUUUUUUUAUUAUAGUACCCCUGUUUUCUCCUCUGUGACCAUCGCAAGCUUGAGCAACCCAUCUGCUUUUGGCUUCAGUAAUGUCCAAGUGCUGAGUAAUGAGUUGCAAGUAAUCCCAACGUUGGGGUAUGUAUUAAAUUGUGUGUUAACCCUGAAUGUCUUGCCUUGGCUCUCGUGUUGAAGUCAUGGGUAGGCAGCCGUUGGCACUCCAGAUGUCGUGGACUGCAUCACCCAUAAUGCUCUAACAGCCAUAAUGCUAGCAAAGCAUCAGGGGACAUCCAGUCCAUAACAUAUGGAGUGCUGAAGGUGCCCUACCUCUGGUCUAAAAUACUUAAUCCUAGGGGAAGGAAAGGCUCACCGGACCAGAAGCCAAAUUGCAAGCAGAGACACAAGACUGCCACAUUUUAAUAUUUUGGUUUAAAUAAGCUAUAAAACAGUAUUUAUUUUACCUCCUAAAUGGCAGAGAAUUGAGCAAUGAGAUUGCAUGGGGUAUGAUCUAUACACCGAUACCGCUUCAAGUUGUUUUGAUGCUUAUAAUACCCCUUUACAAGUAGACGAAUGGGCCGUUGUGAUCAUUUUAUCAUUGAAAAGAGAUCCUAAAACCAUGUGUAUUAUUUUUGUCACUGACAACAAAGUUUAAGAACGAAUAAACAAUGUGGUGUGAUAUUUUUGUUUUUGUUUAAGUCUUUGAUUGUGUCCUUGUCCUUUUCAGGGGACGUUGUCCUUCUGGUUCAAUUAUUUCUCUCCGAUGUGCAGGUGAGUCAAACCCCAACUGGGGCAAAAAUCCCAACAAACAUAAAUUUUUCACAUUGAAAUACUGUUCUAGGACGCCCUUCUAUUUCUGUCCUAUACGUUUUUAACAAUGAUGGAUAUAAAUCAAUUUUUUCGAUUUUAUGUAUCAUGGGGGAGGAAUGUGUUCCUUUAUCGAUAUUCCAGUUGUACAGCUUUUAAUUAUUUCUGGUCUAAUAAUGCUGUAGUUACAAUAGCCGUGCCAAAGCCUCCUAUUUCAAUGUUUUAAUUCUCCCGUGGAAUGCUGAUUGCUCCUAAUUCCACCAACCAACUACAGUGAUUGCAAGGGUGCAAGGUGCUCCUUCAAUAAGGAUUUAUUUACUAAACAUUGCUAGGUUGACAUCGCACACUGUAGUGGUGCUUGGCGUUUUUCUUUAAAAAAAUGUGUAAGACAUGCGCUCACUUCUCAUGAAAGUAAAUUUCUUGCCUUGACGUCGUCUACCAGCAUCCCAGUCCCACUUCAGUGAAUCUAGAAUAAAGCUCUGUAAAACGUGUUUUCUAGUCAAAGGGCACAAUCUCUCUAUCCACUACUGCUUUUAUUCUAUUGUGUUAUUCUCUAUAUCCUGCCUUUUAUUAAAGGAACACUUUAGGGUUGGGAAUACAGCUUUGGAUACUAGUGUCCUCCUGCCACAGCAACCCGUCACCCCCACGCCAAUCAAAGGGUUUUGUUAACCUUUAACCCCUUAAGAACCAAACUUCUGGAAUAAAAGGGAAUCAUGACAUGUCACACAUGUCAUGUGUCCUUAAGGGGUUAAACACUUGUCUGUCUCUGACGUCCGCACAAGGGGCAAUGGAACGCGCAAGCAUUAGGCCUUCCCCAUUGAAGAGCUUUGAACCAAUGCUUUCCUAUGGGGAUUUGCAAGACGCUGGACAUGAGGACAAACUCUGUGAGAAUGCAGGAAGCGCCCCUAGUGGCUGUCUGGUAGACCGCUCCCUGUGGUAAACUUUAUAAGACUGGGUUAAAGAGAGAUUUAUAAAACCAGAAAUGCCAUCCGUGGGUUUAUUUAUAGUUUAUAAAUUGAUAAAUUAGUAUAGUAAAUGUGUUGUGUUGUUAAAUGUAGCUAACAAUAUAUUUUUGUGUUUAUUUUGUUUUUGUUUUUUUGCCAAUAAUCUACCCUGUCAUCUUUGCACUCCCCUCUCUCAAUGUUCGCGUUCUCCUCAUUACCCCUCUUAAUUGUUUUCAUAUAUCACUUUAUUUACAAUAUUUCACACACACAUUUCUUGGCAUUUCUAACUUCUUUUUUCUAAUUUUCUCCCCCUCUUCCAUUCUGUUCCCCCCCACCCCCCCCGAAUUACAUAUUUGUAAUUAUUUUAGCAUGUGGUCCCAUCCACAAGCAGGAGAGAAUCAUUGGGGGCAGUGAUACCACCAUUGAGAUUUGGCCCUGGCAGCUCAGCCUUCAGUACAUGGGACAACACGUGUGUGGCGGCAGUGUGCUCAACCAGUACUGGAUCCUCACUGCAGCGCACUGCUUCAAGUGAGUCUCAGAGAAAGUGAACAUUUUACAGGCCAGCUACAUCUAUGCACACAUCACCAACCAUGGUUCAAAUGUGUUUAACCAUUCGGAGUGUAGUUGGGCUGAACAAUGGGUUUCUGUUCUCUUAUGGAAUAAAAAGAAUUGAAAGGAACAUGCUGUUAAAUGCGGUGUAAAUAUAUCAUUAAACAAAGCAAAUAUUUCUAAAAAAGUAUUUAUUUUGAGAAUCUUUAAAGACUAAUUCUGUAGAUAGAAUUCUGUACUAGCAUAGAAUAUAAUAUUUUUUAAAAAAUAUGUUUAAAACUAAAAUGACAUCUGUUUUACCCCCAGGGGGCAGGAGCAGGUUGACCGGUGGCGAAUCCAAGUGGGUUUAACAAAACUCUCGUUCCUCUUUGGUUUGCAAGUGGAUAGAAUUUUUGUUCACAAUCUAUACAACUAUGAUCAAAAGCCAAAUGACAUAGCCCUGAUGAAACUCAAGAGCGAUCUUCGGUUCUCAGGUGAUACAUAGUGUUAAGUUAUACUGAAAAAGCACUCUUUGAGAGAUUAUUUCACACAUUGUACAAUAUGCAAAGUAUUUAACAAGGAAAAGAAUGUUUAGCUUCUACAAGCUUUAAAGUAUGUCCUGCAGUCUAGAUGAUAUUUCCUAAAUUUAUUGUAAUCAUUUCCUUGAUUAAAGAUUGCGUUAAUCUUACCUGGAAUUGAACCUGGGACCCUAAAGUGUUGCAGAUCUGCCCACCCCUGUGGCAAUCGAAGGGUUAAGUUAACCUUUAAUCACUUACCUGUCUCUACCACCUUUGACGCAGCAAGCGCCGGGUGCAUUAGGCUUUCCCCAUAGGAGAGCAUUGGACCAAUGCUUUCCUAUGUGGAUGAUAAGUAUGUCCUUUGCUGUCUAGAUGAUCUGAAUUGAACUUGUGGCACCGAAGUGUUGCAGAACAUGUACUAACUAAUGCCUUGGUGGAUUUAUUAAAAAAAAGAAAAAAGGGAGAGGUGAUUGAUGGUUAUGGGUUCAGCCACCAAAUGUUGAUUUUUAUUUUCAGUAAAGCAUGACCAGUCUGCAAGGUGGAGCAAUACAAUUAAAUGAUGUAUUAUUAUUAUUUUUUUCAACUUCUCACUUGAUCUUUUAACCAAAUGGUAGAAAAAUCUGCCUAUUAGUGUUCUGCUAAAUAUAUACGUUUGUAUUUUGAAGUACACUUGUCCGUUUUUGUGCUCUUUUGGUUAAUCCAAAUAGUUUUGUACCCACCUCCCUCCAACGCACUCACAUGUACUUUUAGAUUUGAAUAAGCCGAACUUCCUUGUCCACGAAAUUGAAUCCAUCAAAUUUAAAAUAUAUAUAUAUAUAUAUAUUUUUUUUUAUUUAUUUUUUUUAAUCCAAAUAGUUUCGGCCAAACCAAAUUUUUCUGCUGUUCAGAUCAGCGUUCCUUUUAAUCCGACUUGUGAUGGUCUGGUUCUACAAUAUUUUGUAUAGUAAAAAUAUAGAUUGGUAAUCUUACAUUCUACCCCCUAGUUGGCAUUCAUGGAUAUAUUAAAAUGUUACACAAAGCAAGCAAGUCUAUGCAAGAUUUAAUACGUUGACUUUGUUUCCUAGCUUCUAUUCAGCCAAUAUGUCUUCCUGGGUUCGAUAUCAGCUUGUUGCCAGCUACGGUGCUGUGGGUGACUGGCUGGGGUGACACACAAGAAGGAGGAAGUAAGAAACCGGAUAUUCUGAAUUCCAUUAUAGUCUCUAAAUCUCAAACUGCACUUUCUUCUUCUAGCCUCCAUUCCCUCACUGUAGACCUAGCCAUCUUAUCUUUCAGUCACAAUCCGUAAUAAUUCAGCACCCACUCGUUACGGAUGAUAAAGGGUAUAUAAUGAGUCUGGACAGACGCUGAGAUUUUACACAGAGGAAAUGCAGAAUUGACUUAUAUCAAUGUUUCCCAACCUUUUUUCACUUGGGAACCCUUGGCAGCCAGUUUCCAUAAAUUGUACCCCUCAUAUUAGCAAGUUGUUUGUAAUUAAUAUAGUUGCUGCUAUUUCAAAUGUAUGUGCUGUUUUUGUUUUUGUUUUUUUUCCUACCCCUGUCUCUCCUGCUCUUCUUUUGCUCCAGGCUCCCUGAGAUUCUCCUCUACCCCCACUGAAACGCAUCCAGAUGCACAGACACACAGAUACACACACACACACACACAGUGACACACAUGCAGAUGCACAGAUGCAAAUAUUGACACACAUGAAGUUGCACAGAUACAUUGACACCUACAGAUAUACACAUGUAUAUGUACAGGCAAACUGAUACACACUGACAGUCAUGCAGACACACAUAUAAUUGCACAGUCACACACACUGACACACAUACAGAUGUACUGAUACAUGCACUGACAAUCACGCAGGUACAUGGAUACAAACACACUAACACACAUACAGUUGCACAGACACACUGAUACAGAUACACACCUGCACAGAUACAGAUGCACACACUGAUACAGACAUACAUAUAUUCACAUGAAGAUACAGACAUACUUAUACACACACAGACAGUUGUACAGAUACUGACACACAUACAGGUAAACGUUUUAUCCUGCAGUUUCCUAUAUUUUGGGUGCAGGAGGGUGGCUUCUGCUAGCUGGGGCUGAUGGGAGGUAGGGGCUAACUCCUUGAUCGUACCACUCCCUUCAUCCUCUGCCUACCCAUCCAGUGCCCAAACUUGUUGCUACAGUGUGCCACAAAUUCCUCUUGCCCUAUUUAGAUCCCCUUCUCUGAUUGGAAGCAUUAAAGUGCCCUUCCCUAAGGAGGAGAGAGAGCACUUCAGCCCUGCUCUUCUCCCAGUCUGCCAACCCCCUCCAGAUCCCCCCCCACUCAGCAAUCUUUCAGCUGGGAGGAAGUGACUGGCUCACUCUCGCUUCCUCCCAGCACCUCGGGCAUAUAAGAAGGGGUCCAGUUGUGCUGGUAAAGCACAGCAGCACAUGACCGGGCUCCUCAUGGCACUUGCCUAUCAGGUGGCCACCCGAUGGACCUUCACCCUACAGUUCCUAAUCUGUGCAGAGUGGCAGGACUACCAUUACCUAAUUUGUUUUAAUGCAUACCCCCAUAGGAACUGGACUGCACCCCUAGGAGUUAGCAUACAACGGGUUGGGAACCACAUGCAAUGCCAUUAAUCUUCUGGUCUGUUGAUAAAGACUGAGCAAAGUAUUCGAUACUGCUCUCUGGCCAGAUCUAGAUGUUUGGCCAUUACAAGUUUAGUAACUUGUUCUAUGUCUCUUUUUCCUCAUCAUCUUGCCUUAUCAUUGUUCCUACACUCUUGCUUCACCAUCCAACUUCCCCCCCCCCCCAAAAAAAAAAAUAAAAAAAUCUUUCUCACAUUUUUCUCAAUUUAUUUACAGAUUUAGCAACUGUACUCCAGCAGGUCUCCAUCCAAGUUAUCUCUUAUGACACUUGCAACAAUGAAUAUGGCCAAAUCCUGCCAAGCAUGUUGUGUGCUGGGAGAGUGUCUGGUGGUCUUGAUACUUGCCAGGUACUUCAUUGAAUAUCUUGUUCCAACAUGACAAAUCACGAAGCUUGUUCUUUCACCGUAAUGAUGUGCUCCAGACUUCUGCCAUUGGAACCUAAUGGCGGUCACAUAUAGACUAGUGGUUAAACUCCCUGCAAGACUUGAGCAAAAAUAAAAAAAUUGUGUGAUAUUCUAUGUACAACCUUUUUCAUUGUCUGUGAUUGUCGAUUACAAGGUCUACCAAUUAAUAGGCAUGAUAAGGGUGACCAGAAUUAGGCCUUAAGCUAGAGUUGGCUACAAAUAUUCUUCUAAUCAUCUUAACAUGUUUUAACGUGUGUUUUUAUAAAUGCUUGAAUGAAAUCAAAUGUCCUCUGUUCUUGACUCUCUUCUCUCUUUGCAGGGAGACAGUGGGGGACCUUUGGUAUCCCUUGAAGACCGUUGGGAGCAAGUUGGCAUUGUGAGUUGGGGAGAUGGCUGCGCAAGGCCUGGAAGAGUUGGUGUGUACACCAAGGUGCCAUCGUUUCUCGAUUGGAUCCACGCAAUAAUGAAGGUGAGACACUGCUUGCAUCGUAUUAGAGCAAUGUCUGCUUUACUUCAAUUAAUGUAAUGCUGGGUAUCUUAAUAUGAAGGAAGAAAGCUGGGGAAAGGAGUCCGUCCAACAGAUUUGUGAUAAAUGUUGUUGUCAAAUACAGCAUAUGAAACUAGCUAUUUUUAAAUUUUGUUGAAAAGUGUAUCCAUUUUGAUAAACAAAACUUUGAUCUGUCACAUUUGACUUCUGAAAAGGCAGAGCCAGGGCAUUUAAUGCAAAUCCACUUUCAAAAUGUGCAUAAUUAUUGCCGCCACUUGGGCACAGUGAGAGACCUAAGCAAGCAAAUUAUUUGACUGCAUCCAUUAAACAGUUCAUUUCUCAGUUAUCGUAUUUUUUGGUUUGCCAUUUGAUGAAUGUAUACACAUCAACCGGAUUUUCCAGGAAUAUUACAGUGCAGAAAAUAAGCAGAAACAUGACCAUUUUUAAUUGCUGUUAAUUUUACCUUUUUAUAAUCCGUUUUAUAUUGUUCUCUGCAGCAGGAGUCGUGAACCUUCCAGAAUCGACUUUAAUUAUCUUUUUAGGCUUUCUAAAAGCCUUUCUGGAUCAGAGGAACAUAAUCUUAUGCAAUUUGCAGUGAAGCUACCUCCUGAUCUUGUUCUCUGCAGGACAGUGGUAUGCCAAGGGACUGUGCGUUACAGAACAUUAAUGGACCUUCACCGGUGAUCUCCUUAAUGCCAGAUUUAGCGGAUUUCUUCCUGGUCUAUUUGACACGCACUGCAGAGGCAUGUUUGUUACAUAUACACUGGGCCGAUGAUUUGGGCCAAAUUUUAUUAUAUUUAUGUGUAUAUAUAAUGGAGGAAAACUGAGCAUUUUUAAAAGCAAGUAAAUGUAGAACACGCUCUACGAUUCUAGAACUACCCAUUCAUCGAAUCUGGUUUAUAACCUAAACACCCACACUUCAUCAAACCUUCUUUAUUUAUUAAAUUCGGAUUGAACACUCCGUUCUGGUUCUGAAUAGAAAUAUCUAGACAAUGCUCGGGUUCUUAAAGUACAUCACAAACCCCAUGCACUGUUCUAAUGUGUUCCUAAUUACAUGCAUGUACAUAGGUGUAUUUUUAGGUGAAAUUUUGUAAAUAUAUGUGUUUUUUUAUGAUUAAAUGUUACAUUGAAGUGUGUGACUUUUUUUUU
Pelobates cultripes (western spadefoot toad) is the source of this 29876-nucleotide messenger RNA. The record is from the annotation of a GenBank genome assembly. NCBI's taxonomy places the organism in Eukaryota, Metazoa, Chordata, Amphibia, Anura, Pelobatidae.